CCCCAUGUAUCCCUAACUGCAGGACUCGGGUGUCGAAGUCUACGGUUUGGACAACCAGACAAUGGAUUCGCUCUCCAAGGUCACUUACUUAGUAAUAUAACGCUCAAAAUGGGAAAUGAACUCAGUGGUGACUUUAGAUACGAGUGCCUGAUGGAAAGUAAUUGUGUGUCUGUGAACGUCGGGCCACCCGACAAGAAUGGACUCAGGGUCUGUCAAUUGAGUGAUUCUGACCAUAUUCAACAUCCCGAAGAUCUUACGGCACAGGAAGGAUUCCUUUACUGGGCUACCCAGGUGAAAUAAUAGUUACCAUGCAAAUAGAUGAAAAGAGAUCGAAGACAAAAAUUGCGAGAGAAUCGAACGCAUAUGGUCGGCUAUUUUAACAAAGUUUAGAAGUCGUUGUUUUAGCGAAACCGCGUUCUAAGCCAUCUUCAGUUUAGUCGAAUCUUUUAUCUGAACAUUUAUUUUUGUGAAAAACGCCAAGAGGGCCGAAAGCUGAUAGUGGAAGAACAUUUAUUUAUUUAAUUCUAUCAACCCUCUGAUAGAGAAUCCUUGAGGUCCUCUGCUUGCGUAUAACUGCGGUUUGGUUUAGAACUGGUGUAAAUAAGAGGCCUUUAGUGUUCAAAUUGGAGACUGAGAAUACUCCUUUUGGUUUUCUCACUAGAAUCCGUGUUCCAGCAACCCCUGUGCCCACGGUGCAACAUGUCUCAAUGGAUUCACAGACAAGAAAUACAUUUGCCUGUGUCCACCUAAAGCCAUAGGUGAAAACUGCGAGAAUUGUAAGCAACAUUGUAACAAUUAUCGGUAGUUACGGUUUGGAAGCGUAAUCACUUUAACAUGAAAUCCUUCAAGCUAGUGAUUGUGUCAUCUAGUUGUCUAAGUGACAGAUGAAUGACAUGUCGACAACCUGAACGGAGCAUCGAAUGUGUUCUUAACGGACUACGAAUUAACAAGCACAUCAAGUACGGCAUCAAUGAUGUAAUGGUUUUUAUUAUUAUUUUCAUUAUUAUCAUUAUUACAAUUAUUAUUAUUAUUAUUUAAUUUUCAGCAUUCUCUGCGAUCUUCUCAAAUCUCGGUGCCACCGGAAGAUAUGGCCCAACAACGCUGGGCAGUCACUACACAGGUCAGGAUCAUGAAAGACAAGUUACAUUGUCCAGCGGUAUUCAACAGUGGACUGUGCCUCACACUGGUGACUACAGAAUAGAAGCAAUAGGAGCAGCAGGAGGGUACGAUUCACACCCUAAUAGCGCUCAGUAUCGAGGAAGAGGAGCGAGAAUGAUCGGAACGUUCAGUCUGAUUAAAGAUGAGAUCAUUCGUAUCCUUGUGGGACAGGAAGGGGGCUCUAAAGAUAAUGACUGGAGUUCUGGCGGUGGUGGAGGUACAUUCGUUGUCAGACAAAACAACACGCCUUUGAUAAUAGCUGGAGGUGGAGGAGGUCUGUGUUACUUGAUAAAACGGCAUGCAGGGUGUGACGCUAGUACAAACACAACUGGAAAUCCUGGGUACAGGUCAGCAGGGUCAGGCGGAAUCGUUGGCCUUGGCGGGCAGAGUGGCAAUGCCAGCUACGCAGGUGAGGGAAUUUCCGGGGGCCUCGCGAGCUGGAGAGCGAAACAGGCGAGAAAGAGGUCCGCUAGAGAAAACCUGCAGACUUCUCGACACCUCGCCCCACCCACACCUCGACUUUCGGAAAACUUUCUGGAAAGCCAGAGGUGUACUUGUCUCAGCAGCAGCAUUUAUGAAAGCUUGCUCGUAGGCUAUGGGAACACCACAUCCAGAAUGAAUCAAAAAAUUCGAUUCUUGCUUAUGGAAAUUGACAUCCGUAUUGUAAAAUUCAGGGAGGAAUUUUCUCCCACUAAACGAUUCGUUUAAAUAAGGUUAUAUCAGUUAUUAUCGUUAAAAAGAACCUUUUUGGUAUAAAUGGUUUCAUUUCACUUAUUUAGAGAUUUAUUGAUAUCUUUUUUCUAUCAUUUUUUCUUUUUGUCUGUUUAAGUUGAAUCCCCUUUUCAUUCAUUUUUUUAGGCGGCAGCGGUGGAGUUUUUUUUUUUUUUCCAACGGAUCAGAUGAGAACGCAGACGGUGGCAGAGGAUUUCUUCAGGGAGGAGUGGGGGGGCAAAGGCAAUAGGUUAAAAGCCAACGGUGGGUUUGGGGGAGGAGGAGGAGCUUACGGAGGAGGGGGUGGUGGUGGGUAUUCCGGCGGAGGUGGCGGAGGUGGCGGAGAGAUGAACAGGGAUUCUUGUGGAGGAGGGGGUGGCUCUUUCAACUCAGGAAAGGAUCAGAAAAAUGAGUGUUGUUACCAAUCUGAUGGACCUGGUCAGGUUACGAUAACAUUACUGUGA
Molecule: messenger RNA, 2333 nt
Organism: Pocillopora meandrina
Lineage: Eukaryota; Metazoa; Cnidaria; Anthozoa; Scleractinia; Pocilloporidae
Source: the annotation of a GenBank genome assembly